Messenger RNA from Naegleria gruberi, 636 nucleotides. RefSeq lists its product as uncharacterized. NCBI's taxonomy places the organism in Eukaryota, Heterolobosea, Eutetramitea, Acrasida, Naegleriidae. The record is from RefSeq and is a predicted model, not a curated record. The transcript has a single exon. The coding region runs from base 1 to 636 and encodes 211 amino acids.
AUGAAAAAAACAAAUCAACAAACAACCAUCUUGCUAUUGGGCAUACUGCUCAUUGUAGUACUUUCCAUCUCUUCCUCUGAAUCUGUUUCUCUCCAACCAAAUCAACCUACAGCUAGCUCAUCAUUCCUCAAUGUAAAGAAGGAAGAUUUCAAGGAGGACACUUUAGCUGUCAAGGAUCAAAUUCAAAACUAUGUCAAUAAGAAAAAGUUUUAUAUUGAUAAACAAGUCCAAAAAGUCAAUCAUGAUAUCCAAGAAACAGUUGAAAGGAAUGUUGAGGAAGCUGUCGAGGCAACAAAUACAAAAGCUCAGACAGAAGUCGAUAGAAUUGAAAACUUGGUAAGGGAUAAACAAAAAAUCACUGAACAAAUGUUGAAAGACAAGAUCAACCAGUUCAGAAACAAUUCCAAACAAUCAGUCAACCAAGCAAUCCAGAAAAUUAAGGAAAAUAUAACCUCAAGAUAUUCCAAAUUCAAACAGAACAUGGCACAGAGUGUCAAGUCAACAAUUUCCUCAAUGAAAGAUUUUACAUCAUCCAAUUCCAAACUCAUUCAAUCAACAAUUGAUAUAGCAGCAAAGGAAGGAAUCAAUUCUUUGAAAAAUCAAGUCAAUGAACAACUCAAAAAGGUAAUGCCUUGA